Molecule: messenger RNA, 1077 nt
Organism: Colletotrichum destructivum
Lineage: Eukaryota; Fungi; Ascomycota; Sordariomycetes; Glomerellales; Glomerellaceae
Product: Putative short-chain dehydrogenase/reductase SDR, NAD(P)-binding domain superfamily
Exons: 1
Coding region: 114-881 (255 amino acids)
Cellular component (GO): cytoplasm
Molecular function (GO): alcohol dehydrogenase (NAD+) activity
Source: RefSeq, a predicted model, not a curated record
GUAUCAACAGCUUUCUCCAUCUUACAAGUCACGAGCAAUCUUCAUCACAGCGUCACAAUCGACAACUAAAGAACCCUUAGUAGACCUUGGACCAUCUAGCCCACUGCUUCACAAUGUCUUCCGGCCUCACGUACCUUAUCACUGGGUCCAACCGCGGAAUCGGCCACGGCUUCGUGUCCCUCCUGCUCCAGCGCCCUUCCACGACAAUCAUCGCCGGCGUCCGCGACCCGUCAAACGCCUCCUCCAAGGCCCUCGCGGACCUCCCUAAGGGCGAGGGUUCGAAGCUCAUCGUCGUCAAGAUCGACUCGUCCGUCGAGUCCGACCCGGCAGCCGCCGUCGAGACCAUCCAGAAGGAGCAUGGCAUCGCCGCCCUCGACGUCGUCAUCGCCAACGCCGGCAUCGCCAACACUGGGGUCAGCGUCUCCAAGGUUGACUUCAAGUCCGCCCUGGACCACUUCGCCGUCAACUCCGUCGCGCCGCUUAUCCUCUUCGACGCCGCGGCGCCGCUGCUCAAGGCCAGCGCAUCCAAGAACCCCAUCUUCGUCGGCAUCUCGUCGAUCAUCGGGAGCAACGGGGCGGCGGAGGGGGUCGCGCAGGUGCCAGGACUCAGCCCGUACGGCGCCAGCAAGGCUGCCCUGAACUGGUUCGUGCGGAGGCUGCACUUCGAGGAGACCUGGCUGACGGCCGUCGUGUUCCACCCGGGCUUGGUGGAGACGGACAUGGGGUCGGGGUUGUCGGAGAGUUCGGGCGUCGACUUGAAGGCCUUCGGUGCUAUCACCGUGAAGCAGAGCGUCGACGGGCUGAUGGCUGCCAUUGACAAGGCCAACAGGGAGUCGAGCGGCACAUUCAAGAACUACGACGGUACCGAUCUGCCUUGGUAGAGUUUCUUUCACGUUGGGAGAUUCUAUCUCAUGAUGGAGUAUCCGCCACGUUGCCCAGUUAUAGAUGGAUCACCUGCUGAAGCUGGCAGGGUGUAUCAGGCAUGCUAUAGAACCUAGAUCUGUAGACUUAUGAGAUUUUUAUGGCUUUUAUGAUUCAUAUGCCGGCUCGGUUGUUUUUAUGCACAAUGACUAGUCG